Branchiostoma floridae (Florida lancelet) is the source of this 2608-nucleotide messenger RNA. RefSeq names its product L-dopachrome tautomerase-like. Lineage: Eukaryota; Metazoa; Chordata; Leptocardii; Amphioxiformes; Branchiostomatidae. The transcript has 7 exons. The record is from RefSeq and is a predicted model, not a curated record. The coding region runs from base 264 to 1931 and encodes 555 amino acids. Gene Ontology annotation, molecular function: oxidoreductase activity.
UGUAGUGUUACGGCUACGCUAUAUGGCGGUCAUACCGGCCAUGCCGGUCUAUGCAGAUACAGAUACAAUGUCCUGCUCAGUGAUUUGUCCACUGGCAGGUGAGUCGGGGGUGUGUCCCAUAUGAUGACCCCUCGUCGGACCAUCCGGUCACUCAGAACACCUGUACUCCACAGGAGGUCGCAUCUCCUCCGAUCCUGGGCUAUAAAACAUCAUUUGGGCAGAAGGUUUUAAUCUGACAUCGUGUGCGUAAAUCUAAACUGACAAUGUGUACUUUAGUCGUGUCGAUAAUGACUUUGGUGGCCGUUCUUCAGUCUUCCCCCGCAGUCUUCGGGCAGUUCCCGCGUGCUUGUAUGACUGUAGACGGGAUCCUGUCCAAAGAGUGCUGCCCGGAGUUGAUCUCUCCGGACGGCCAGAACCUCGGCGUGUGCGGACAGACCGCCAGCCGGGGCUCCUGUCAGGACCUGACCGUCCCCGACAUCCCCCACAACCCCGAAUAUCCCUUCACCAACGUGGACGACCGAGAACGAUGGCCCAACAAGUUCUUCAACCGGACCUGUGUGUGUGAGGGCAACUUCUGGGGCUACAACUGCGGCGAGUGUCGGUACGGCUGGGCGGGAGAGAGCUGUGACCAGCCGGCCCCGCCAGUCUUACGGAAGAACAUUAAGAACUGUACGGUGGAGGAAAGACGGCGGUUCGUGGACGCCUUGGACCAGGCCAAGAGAACCGUCCAUCCUGACUACAUCAUCUGUAAGGAACACUGGCUUGGUUUGCUGGGACCAAACGGCACGGAGCCGCAAGUGGGCAACGUGACGAUCUAUAACCUGUUUGUGUGGAUGCACUACUACGCCGUGAGGGACACACUCCUGGGACCCGGUCAGCCGUUUAAGGCUAUAGACUUCGCACACGAAGGUCCGGCCUACAACACCUGGCACCGGAUGCACCUGUUGUGGCUGGAGCGGGAGAUACAGAAGAUGCUGGGAGAUGAGACCUUCGCGCUGCACUACUGGGACUGGGCGGUAGGAGGUUCGGAGUGCGACGUGUGCACAGACGACAUGAUGGGAGCCCGCCACCCCCUGAACCCGACCGCCCUGAGUCCCGGCUCGCCCUUCUCCCGCUGGCAGUCCGUCUGUAUGAGUCUGGACGACUACAACCGGCUGGUGACGCUGUGUAACGGGACGGACGAGGGGCCGAUCUUCCGGAACCCCGGCGGGAACGUGGACCGUCCGGCCGUCAGGGUCCUCCCCAGGGGAAGAGAUGUCGGACGCUGUCUCGACCUCCCUCUGUACGACAACGCGAACUGGACGGAAACUGCCGAGCGGAGUUUCCGGAACACCUUGGAAGGGUUCGACCAUCCCGACGGAGAGUACGACCCGAGCAUCCGCAGUCUGCACAACCUGGCGCACCUGUUUCUCAACGGCACGGCCUCCAUCACGCAUGCGUCAGCUAACGACCCCAUCUUCGCCCUACUGCAUUCUUACAGUGACGCCAUCUUUGAUGCAUGGCUUCUUCUGCAAAACACGUCGUCAUUGGUCAACUAUCCGGAGGAGGGCGCCCCUAUCGGUCACAACCUGAACAACACCAUGGUUCCGUUCUUCCCCGUGGUGCGCAACGCUGACGUCUUCCAGUUCUCACAAGACAUCGGUUACGCUUUUGACGCACUGCCUGAAAGUGUGCCAGAAGAUUCAUCUCAACUCACCAGCUUCGAAAUCUUCGCGAUGGGAGUCGGAGCCUUCAUGGGGUGUGUCGUGUCCGUCCUGGUCGCCUUCGGGAUUGCUCGGAGGCUGUCGGCAAAACGUCGGGGAGGACCCGACGGCAAGGGCGUGUACCAACCACUCCUUAAGGAGGAAGACGACAAGGGCCGACGUUACACGGUGGAAACUGCAGUAACAUUCACAGAUAACGAAGUGAUAUGUAAAGUGGACAAGGAGUAGAUAUUAAAAACAAGAAUACAUCAACCAAGGCAACUUCCUUGCAUCAACACACACGUUAUUGAAACAGAGAAACGAGAAGGACUGACUGUAUUCAAGGAGCUUUUAUCAUACAUAAAAGCUCCUUGCUGUAUUAUAAUCUUUAUAAGAUUUUAGGGCAUUCAAGGUGUGCAAUCACGGAGGUGGAUAUUAGAUUUUGUAUCAAGGCUUAAUAUUGUAUGUUCUAUUUCGCAUCAUGUUGACAUAGAGUAAACAGAGAAAUGAUUGAUAUGAAUGCAUUUAAUAUGUACAACCCGGAUGAAAAAGCUAAGUUGAUUCAACAUAAAGCAGACUCCUACGCUUGAACGGUUCCUUUAAAAAUAUUGUUUUUCCUCACCUUGUUAAUGAAAGAUAAGUGUAUAUACUAGUAUAGGAUAAAUAGGUGUAUUUAUUGGUUACCAUUCUCGUUUGGCAUUAUACAGUUAUUUUACUUCAUCACACCAUGGACAAUACAAGAAUUACGCAGCAACAUAUAGAUAAGAAACAAAAUGCCAGCAUAAGUUCACAGCAUUUCCAGACAGGACUGUAAACAUACGCAUCGAUGAGCAAAAUGGUAGAAAAAUAAACAUGACGUAUGAAUAUGAAUUUGUAGCCAUAUGGAGCUAACGAAGUGAAAAAUAAACGCUGUACAUCAUACUCAA